This is a messenger RNA of Naegleria gruberi, 1370 nucleotides long. Its product is annotated as phenylalanine 4-monooxygenase. Lineage: Eukaryota; Heterolobosea; Eutetramitea; Acrasida; Naegleriidae. Gene Ontology annotation, biological process: aromatic amino acid metabolic process. The transcript is spliced from 2 exons. The record is from RefSeq and is a predicted model, not a curated record. The coding region runs from base 1 to 1311 and encodes 436 amino acids. Gene Ontology annotation, molecular function: iron ion binding; oxidoreductase activity, acting on paired donors, with incorporation or reduction of molecular oxygen, reduced pteridine as one donor, and incorporation of one atom of oxygen.
AUGUCCUCCAAGUAUCGUUCCUUGUUAAUUACUUUACCACAUCGAGUUGGUGCUCUCAAAUCAUCCCUCGAUACCUUUUCCAAGCAUAAUAUUAAUUUGACCAAGAUUGAGUCGAAACCUUCCAAGAUUUCCACACGUGUGUUUAAUUUCCACGUAGAUAUUGAUGAACAGGCAAGUAAAGAGGAUGUUGAUAGUGCCAUUAAGGAUAUGAUUGAGAAUGGAAAGGCAGAGAAGGUGAAAUUCCUUGGUGGGGAGGAAUUGCCUUGGUUUCCAAGAAAGAUUUCGGAUAUUGAUUUUUUCACAAGACAAACACUUGAAGCUGGAGGUGAUUUAGAAAGUGAUCAUCCAGGUUUCCAUGAUAAAGAAUAUAGAGAUCGUAGAAAAAUGAUUUCUGACAUUGCCAUUAAUUACAAACACGGAGAACCAAUUCCAAGAAUCCAAUACACACAAAAUGAGAAUAAUACAUGGAAGGUAGUUUAUGAAAAAUUGACAGAACUCUAUCCAAAGUAUGCCUGUGAACAGUACAAUUACUUGUUUCCGUUAUUCCAGGAAAAUUGUGGAUUUAGAGCUGAAAAUAUUCCUCAAUUGCAAGAUGUCAAUGAUUUCCUUGUAGAAGUCACUGGUUUCAGAUAUCGUCCAGUUGCUGGCUUGUUGUCGGCUAGAGAUUUCUUGAAUGGAUUGGCCUUUAGAGUUUUUCACAGCACACAAUAUAUUAGACAUCACAGUUCUCCAUUUUACACACCAGAACCUGAUGUAGUUCAUGAAUUGUUGGGACAUUCAAUCAUGUUGGCAGAUCCAGAUUUUGCUGAAUUCUCCCAACAAAUUGGUCUUGCCUCUCUGGGUGCCUCAGAUGCUGACAUUGAUAGACUCGUUAGAUUGUAUUGGUACUGUUUAGAAUUUGGCUUGGUGAAAGAGAAUAAUGAAUUGAAAGCUUAUGGAGCUGGCUUGUUGAGUUCUUUUGGUGAAUUGGAAUUCAGUUGCACUGGAAAGGAUAGAAAUGGUAAGGUACCUCCACCAGAGUAUAGAAACUUUGUUCCGACAGAGGCAGCUGAGAGAUCCUAUCCAAUUACUCACUACCAACCAAUGUAUUAUGUUGUAGAUAGUUUAGAAUCUUGUAAAGAGCUCAUUAAGGGUUUCACAAUGAAUAAUUUGGAAAAGGAAUUUGUUGUCAAGUAUAAUCCAUAUACCAAUACAGUUGACGUCUUGGAUAGUGAAGCCAAAUUGAUUGCCCUCACCAAGACUGUUCAAAAUAAUUUGGAUUUAAUUUCGACUGCUCUUGGUAAAUUGAAAAAGAGUGCCGAAAUGGAAUAGUCAUGUAUUUUCUAUAUAGUGAGCGUAUUCAGCAAAAUAAAUAUUGUGAAGUUCCUAAU